Messenger RNA from Protopolystoma xenopodis, 372 nucleotides. The record is from the annotation of a GenBank genome assembly. Lineage: Eukaryota; Metazoa; Platyhelminthes; Monogenea; Polystomatidea; Polystomatidae.
CCUAGAAGAGUUGCUGCAAUAUCAGUGGCCGAACGCGUUGCUUAUGAGGUCGGACAAGGGGAUGUGGGUGUAGGACCUGUCGGUUACUGUGUUCGCUUUGAAGAUGUAUCCCAUCCAACCAUUACUAAACUGCGCUACAUGACGGAUGGUAUGCUGCUUCGAGAAGCUAGUCUUGACCCGGCCCUAUCACGCUACUCCGUUAUAGUAUUGGAUGAGGCGCAUGAACGUGCCCUUUUCACUGAUGUUCUUUUCGGCGUUGUUCUGCUCGCUUAUAGACAGCGGGCCCAACUAUUGGCUGAGUGGCGAAGACGAAUUCAACUUAAAUUGCCUCUAGACGGGGCUUUACGCACAACUCCCUUGAAGGUUGUUUAA